Messenger RNA from Caenorhabditis elegans, 885 nucleotides. It is a transcript of the gene ify-1, whose product is annotated as Securin-like protein. NCBI's taxonomy places the organism in Eukaryota, Metazoa, Nematoda, Chromadorea, Rhabditida, Rhabditidae. The transcript is spliced from 3 exons. The coding region runs from base 25 to 759 and encodes 244 amino acids. Gene Ontology annotation, cellular component: chromosome; spindle; cytoplasm. The record is from RefSeq and is marked reviewed.
CUAUUCAUACUCGCACAAGUCAAAAUGGAGGAUCUAAACUUCGAAGAAAGAGGAAGCACCCAGAUACCAGCCUCCUUGCAACAACACUUCAGUGCAAAGCUAGGCAGACAAAAUGAACUUGAAAAGACACCUUCUCGUGGCGGUUUGGGGCUGGUUGUAAACUCGUCAAAAACUCCUGGCGGAAAAUCGCUUCAGAGCUUGGCAUCGGCUUGUAAAGUGCCACCUUCAACCAAGAAGAACACUAUUCCAAUUGCUUUUGAAUGUUAUGAAGAUGAGACAGAUGAUCAGAUUGCCGAUGUGGCCACCAUUAAAAAGACCGAAAAACAUCCAUGCUCUCCAAUCGACACUGCAAACCGAUGUGAAACAUUCGAUUCGCUAGCUGCUGACAUUGAGGACGAUAUGCUUAAUUUGGAAGAUCAAGACGUCGUACUUUCUGAAGAUCGGCCAUAUGGAGACGUUAUCGAUCCGGCAGAGUCUGAAGCAGAAGCUCUUGCUGAAUUGGGAGUCGAGGAAUGGGACUCAUAUCCACCAAUUGAUCCAGCUUCAAGAAUUGGCGACGAUUUCAAUUAUGUGCUCAGAACAGAGGAUUUCGCGGAAGAAGGUGAUGUGAAACUCGAAGAAACUCGCCAUCGGACUGUUAUUGCUGAUAUUGAUGAAGUGAAAAUGAGUAAGGCUGAAAGAAAUGAACUCUUUUCGAUGCUUGCGGACGAUUUGGAUAGUUACGACCUCCUCGCCGAAGAAGCCAACCUUCCCCUGUGAUUUCCCACGACGUCAGCCUCUUCUACCUGUUUUACAUAUAUUGGCGAAAUCACCCUCGCCCCACAAUCAUUCCCCCCACUGGUAAUUUUCUAUGUCCAUUCUCUGAACAAUGAAACGGUAUAUCAA